Messenger RNA from Ostrea edulis (European flat oyster), 1028 nucleotides. Its product is annotated as 3-beta-hydroxysteroid sulfotransferase-like. Gene Ontology annotation, biological process: sulfation. The transcript is spliced from 6 exons. Gene Ontology annotation, molecular function: sulfotransferase activity. The record is from RefSeq and is a predicted model, not a curated record. The coding region runs from base 71 to 973 and encodes 300 amino acids. Gene Ontology annotation, cellular component: cytoplasm. NCBI's taxonomy places the organism in Eukaryota, Metazoa, Mollusca, Bivalvia, Ostreida, Ostreidae.
UGUAACUUUCCUGAAUUGUUUACCAGUUUUUCUUGGAGAGAAAUAUCUUAUUCCAGCCCCCAAUAGGAGAAUGAAGCCGCUUUUGAACGACAGAGGGAAACCAUACACAGAAGUGAUGGAAUAUGAUGGUUACCUAUUUCCAGGCAAGCUAGGACGUAAGGGGAAAACAAAAGUUUCCGAAAUCCUAGCUGAUCUCAAUGAACUUUCCUUCGAAGACGACGAGGUGUGCAUUGUUUCUUACCCUAAGUCAGGUACUCAUUGGACAUACGAGAUCUGUCACAUGGUCAAGACCGGAAGUUCUGACUUUAUAGACACGUUGGUGCCAAUCUUCGACUACUCCUCCAUGGAAGAGUUAAAAGAAGUACAAGCUACAAGUCGUGUCUACACCUCUCAUUUGUAUCCAAGACACUUGCCAAAACAGUUUAUGGAGAAACGCUGCAAGAUUAUUCUUGUAUACCGAAAUCCAAAAGACGUUGCUGUUUCGUAUUUUAAAUACAGCAAAAAGCUUAGACUACACGAUAUGGAAGAUAUGGGCUUUUCUGAAUUCCUGAGACAUUACAUCAGUGGCAAUGUAUGGUGUGGGACCUGGGUGAAGUGGAUGAAGGAAUGGAAAACAUUUAAAGAAGAAACCCCUGAUUAUCCGCUGUUAGAGAUAGCAUACGAAGACAUGAAAAAGAAUCCAAAGGAGAGUGUUCAGAGAAUAUCAGACUUCAUUUCUGUAAAUUCUCCACCACAGUUUACUGAUGAAAUAGUGGAGAAAUGCAAAUUUAAAGUUAUGGCGGCCCAUAAACAUUCCAAUUUACCACAAAAUAUGGAAUACCUAACAGCCUUUGAAAAUGGACACAUUUUCUACAGAAAAGGAGAAGUAGGAGAUUGGAAGAACCAUUUCACGGUGGCCGAAAACGAGGCUUUUGACAAAGACAUGGAAACCAUUCUACCAAAACUGGGGUUGAAUAUCACAUAUGAACUAUAAUAAGUUCAAUAAAAUGUUUAUGACAUUUGAAUGGAGAUUAAAAUUCGAUAGAAUG